AUGAAGAAUCUGAAAAAGAGGAGGAAAAGGAAGAGGAUAAAAACGAAGAGGAUGGAGAAGGAUGGAAAUAAAGAAGAGAAGGAAGAAAACAAAGAGGAGAAAGAGGAAGAUGAGAAGGAGAAAGAGAAGGAUGAAAAGCAACAAGAGAAGGAAGCUAAAGUUAGUGUAGCAGUUGAUGCAAAUACUGCAAACCAGCCAGUUGAUGGUGAUGAUAUUGAUGAAGAACCAAAUGAAGACCUCGCUAAUUUAGUAAGGUCGAUCACUAAGAGUAUCCUAAAGGAUACUGUUGUUCAAGAGAAGCAGCCAAAUGUUAUAAAGAAAGCAACAAAAAAACCAAUUGAAAGUAAGUUGUUAACAAAAGAAAGUAAAUAUUGUAUAAAAGUAAAUACAAAUCAAUUAAAAGUAGAUAGUGUAUGGUUCUUUGAAACUACAUCUGCUGUUUUUAUUUCAAGUGAUGGUGAUAAAAAACCUGUUGCAGAAGAAACCAUUGUGCUUAAGAACAUUCACCAAGAGAUAGCUUCAAAGAUAUACAUCAAUGUAGAUUGUGGAGAAAAAUAUGUUUAA
Chenopodium quinoa (quinoa) is the source of this 564-nucleotide messenger RNA. RefSeq names its product FK506-binding protein 5-like. The coding region runs from base 1 to 564 and encodes 187 amino acids. NCBI's taxonomy places the organism in Eukaryota, Viridiplantae, Streptophyta, Magnoliopsida, Caryophyllales, Amaranthaceae. The record is from RefSeq and is a predicted model, not a curated record. The transcript has a single exon.